Molecule: messenger RNA, 2235 nt
Organism: Drosophila bipectinata
Lineage: Eukaryota; Metazoa; Arthropoda; Insecta; Diptera; Drosophilidae
Source: RefSeq, a predicted model, not a curated record
AUGGUCAACCUGCGGAUAAGUGAAGCGGGAAAGCCAAAGCGCCAUGGGCUGAAGAACGUGUACGGAGUAGCUAACUUGAACCUUCCGAUGCAGAGCCUGAGUCGGAUCUAUGGAUGGCUAUGGAUGGAUGACCAUUUGCAGCAGCCACCGCACUUGGAUGGGUGGUAUAAAGAAUUUUUCGAGCAGCCAGUCGCAGCUGGCGGAGUGUUGCUGGCACCGUCAGUCACAGAUGGCGGCUACGCACGGGCCUUGAGUAUCCUGGAGGAGACGACUAAGCGAGUAGGACGACGUUACGAGACCGGGCUGCUAUGGAGAGACGACGAGGUGAGACUGACGGAGAUCUGCAAUGUGGCGCUCAACAGACUCGUCAACAUUGAGGAAAUGAGGCGCGAUGUGGACUUUGCGCGGGCCUAUAAGGGCAUAAUGGACGAUCACGUCAAGAAGGGGUACGCACGACGACUGGAGCCCCAGGAAGCCCAGAGGUUCCAGGAAGGCAAGUUAUGGUACCUGCCGCACUUCGGGGUUGAAAACACAAACAAACAUGGAAAGGUCCGACUGGUCUUCGACGCGGCUGCCAAGGUGAACGGCGUUUCCCUCAAUUCAGCGCUAAUGAAAGGCCCACAGCGAUACAAGCCCCUCCCAGCAGUACUCUUCCAUUUUCGGGAAGGAGUAGUUGGGGUUUGUGCAGACAUCAAGGAGAUGUUUCAUCAGGUACUGAUGCAGCCACAAGACAGAUGUGCCCAGAGGUUCCUGUGGAGAAUCGGAGAGGACCAACGGGAGCAGGACACCUUGAAUGCCUCGCAAUACAGCAGCACGGAUCCACGAGCAGCCCUAGCUAUUAAGGAGUACGUGGACGACUACGUCGAGAGCCAUUUCGAUACGGCUGAGGAGAAGGUUCUGGGAAUGUACUGGCAACCGGCUAAAGAUGACUUCAAGAUCGGCGUCAAAUAUUAUCGAGUCCCGAGAAGCGUGAUGACAGGGGAACACGGGCCUACCAAGAGGGAGUUCCUAAGCCUGGUCAUGUCCACGUUUGACCCGAUUGGAUUCCUGAGCUGCUACAUGGUGACUGCCAAAUUGUUAAUGAGAGAGAUUUGGCAAAGAGGAGUUAACUGGGACAAGCCGCUACCCGAUAAUUUGGACGCAUCCUUUGAAGACUGGCGGCAAGGAAUGAGCAAAAUCGAAGAGUUCCGAUGUCCACGCUAUUACUUCGGCGGUGGGCGCGUGAGAAUGCUACAGCUGCAUAUCUUCGUGGACUACAGUCAGUCGGCGUUCGCAGCAGCGACCUAUUGGUGGGCCACUUACGAGAACGGAGACGUGCGGGCGCAUUUCAUAAGCUCCAAGACGAAAUGCGCUCCGAUGAGGACUAUGUCGAUCCCGCGACUGGAACUACAAGCAGCAGUAUUGGGCACAAGACUGAUGGACACCGUCAAGCAGGAGCACGGUGUGGCGUUCAGCAACUGCGUAUUAUGGACGGACUCAAAAACUGUGUUGCACUGGAUAAGCAGCACCCACCGGAGAUACAAACAGUUCGUCGGUAACCGGGUGGCAGAGAUUCUGGAAUCCACGGAGGCGUCCCAGUGGAGAUGGAUCCCGUCUGCCGAAAACGUGGCAGAUGACGCGACGAGGCCGCUCAAGGCCGUGGACCUGAGCAUCGAUUCGCGGUGGCUAAGUGGUCCACCAUUUCUUCAAGGACCAGAGGAGAGCUGGCCCAGAUCGAGCGAAGGAUGGAUCCCUCCGACGAUGGACGAAGAGGAAAUGAAAUCGCACGUCGGCGCCGAUCAUACUGUCUCACAAGGAAGCGUUGGCGGAGAUGAUCGUGCAGCAUCACCACAAAAGGAUGUGCCACCAAAACACGGAGGCAACCAUCGGAGCGAUCCGGCAGAAGUUCUGGAUCCCGAACUUACGGAGGCUGCUACGGAAGGUGGUGAGCAAGUGAAACGUUUGCAAAUUGCGAAGAGCACAAACCAACUCAGCCCGAGAUGGGACCUCUGCCAGUUGGUAUUUGGUAUUGUUGACGGUUGGACGUCGCACGGAGAAGAGAUGGCUGACGAUUUGUCCACCGAUUCCUACAUAAUCGCCAUAAGGAACUUCAUGAGCCGACGUGAACCCGUCGUCAGGGUUAGGAGCGACAAUGGAAAGAACUUCGUUGGAGCCGACCGCGAGGCCAAGAGGUUCAGCGAAGUGUUCGAGCCUGUACGGAUCCAGGGCGAGCUGUCGACUAAAGGAGUCGAAUAG